Notothenia coriiceps (black rockcod) is the source of this 1762-nucleotide messenger RNA. It is a transcript of the gene dcaf7, whose product is annotated as ddb1 and cul4 associated factor 7. The record is from RefSeq and is a predicted model, not a curated record. Bases 235 to 1263 code for a protein of 342 amino acids. The transcript is spliced from 7 exons. Gene Ontology annotation, molecular function: protein binding. Lineage: Eukaryota; Metazoa; Chordata; Actinopteri; Perciformes; Nototheniidae.
GACUUGACAGCGCACUAAGUCAUAACGAGCAAUGGCACUCUUUGUUAAGUAAAGUGGUGAGGGAUCUCGCUCCUAAACAAGACUAAUGUUAUUAAAAGCUCAUUACCGCCACACUGCUGAUAUUCCUCAGUGUCGAUCACAGUAACUGCUGGUAGUUGACUGCACGACUACUUAUUCUGUAGUUAGCUAAUGCUAGCGUGUUAGCUGCUGGGACAACAGCUGCAGUUGGAUAGGAUGUCGCUUCACGGAAAAAGGAAAGAAAUCUACAAAUACGAAGCGCCAUGGACUGUUUAUGCGAUGAGCUGGAGCAUCCGGCCAGACAAACGCUUUCGGCUGGCACUCGGGAGUUUUGUGGAGGAGUACAACAACAAGGUUCAGCUGGUGGGUCUGGAAGAGGAGAGCUCAGAGUUUGUCUGCAGGAACACUUUUGACCAUCCUUACCCCACCACCAAGAUCAUGUGGAUCCCAGACACCAAGGGGGUGUACCCAGAUCUGCUGGCCACAAGUGGGGACUACCUGCGCAUUUGGAGGGUCAGCGACACUGAAACACGUCUCGAAUGUUUGCUGAAUAACAACAAGAACUCUGACUUCUGUGCUCCCCUCACAUCCUUUGACUGGAAUGAAGUUGAUCCUAAUCUACUAGGCACGUCCAGCAUUGACACCACCUGCACUAUCUGGGGACUGGAGACUGGUCAGGUAUUGGGACGAGUAAACCUGGUCUCUGGACAUGUGAAGACGCAGCUCAUCGCUCAUGACAAAGAGGUGUAUGACAUUGCUUUCAGUCGUGCAGGAGGGGGCAGAGAUAUGUUUGCCUCUGUGGGAGCCGACGGAUCCGUCCGUAUGUUUGACCUCCGGCACCUGGAGCACAGCACCAUCAUCUACGAAGACCCCCAGCACCACCCGCUGCUCCGCCUCUGCUGGAACAAGCAGGACCCCAACUACUUGGCCACUAUGGCCAUGGACGGCAUGGAGGUGGUCAUCCUGGAUGUGCGUGUGCCGUGCACUCCCGUGGCUCGGCUGAACAACCAUCGAGCUUGUGUCAACGGCAUCGCCUGGGCCCCUCACUCAUCAUGUCACAUCUGCACGGCAGCUGACGACCACCAGGCUCUGAUCUGGGACAUUCAGCAGAUGCCCCGGGCCAUCGAUGAUCCCAUCCUGGCCUACACGGCAGAAGGGGAGAUCAACAACGUGCAGUGGGCUUGCACGCAGCCGGACUGGAUCGCCAUCUGCUACAACAACUGCCUGGAGAUCCUGCGUGUGUAACAGCCACGGACACUUGGACAAAGGAGAGACACUCCUUCUUGUUUAAUAUUUAAGAAUUUGUAGUCCUCGUACUAUUACUUUGAAGAAAAGGACGAGGUCACGAGUGAACUUUUUGAACAUGUUUGGAGUAUCACACACACACACACACCUACCCACAAUAAUCUGGAUGACAUAUUGUCGCACUGCUCUUCUAUUUAACGGGUUUAAGCUCUUAUUUAUUUUUGCUCAUAAGAUAGUGUUCAGAAUCUCUGAAAUCUUGAGCAGUUGCCUAUGAAAUUAAGAUUUUAUAUAUUUCUUGGUGUGAUUUCAACCCGCUUUGAGAUGAUCUUGAAGGGUUUAAAUAUUGUGAGUCACAUCUGUUGAUAAAAACUACUGUAGGAGGCAGAAAAUGACCUCUCCAAUAUGUAGGAAUGCUGAUUCAAAAAUCAAUAUACACUGAACAAAAAUAUAAAUGCAACACUUUUGUUUUUGCUCCCAUUUUUCAUGAGAUGAACUCAAA